Messenger RNA from Macroventuria anomochaeta, 2093 nucleotides. RefSeq names its product glycoside hydrolase family 47 protein. Gene Ontology annotation, biological process: N-glycan processing; carbohydrate metabolic process. Gene Ontology annotation, cellular component: endoplasmic reticulum; Golgi membrane. The record is from RefSeq and is a predicted model, not a curated record. The transcript has a single exon. Bases 144 to 1946 code for a protein of 600 amino acids. Lineage: Eukaryota; Fungi; Ascomycota; Dothideomycetes; Pleosporales; Didymellaceae. Gene Ontology annotation, molecular function: mannosyl-oligosaccharide 1,2-alpha-mannosidase activity; calcium ion binding.
UUGCACGUCCCUUGGCCCUUCAACAUGUUCAACCUCGUUCGUCCUUUCGUUCACACUGCCUAGCGUUCAAUGCUUCAAUUUGGAGCAAUGAGUGCUGCAGUCACUGUUUCCUUGUACACCAAUAGCUGAGCUCGGUGGCUACCAUGGCUCGACUCCGCACACGACACAUUGCUUUAUGCGCCAUUCUCAUUCUAGGAAUCUUCUUCUUUCUACCUAGAGACGACCCGUCAUCCUAUCUCCCGCACUUCAGCUAUGGUUCCUCCUCUCGAACCGGUACAUACGCGCUCGCGCGGUACAUGAACGACCCUGACCAGAUUCCAAACAUCGUCGCACAGAACAGCAGCUUUGACUGGAGUUCAGUCAAAUUCGCGUACCCCCCUCCGCUCACGCCUAACUUGCCUCCACCUGUCGCCCACCGGCCCCGCAUCCAGCACCGAUUCAAGCGAGACCGCGCAGAUGUCGCCGCAGUACAAGAGCAGAGGCGCUUGGAAGUGAAGCGUGUCUUCCAGAAGAGCUGGGAAAGCUACAGAGCCAAAGCAUGGAUGAAAGAUGCGCUCAAGCCUAUAAGCGGACAGUAUGUGGACCAGUUUUCGGGCUGGGCUGCUACGUUGGUGGACAGUUUGGACACGCUGUGGAUGAUGGGUAUGAAAGUGGAGUUCUACGAGGCUGUGGAGGCUGUGGCUACGAUCGAUUUCGGAAAGAGCACGGCAGCUACGGUGAACACGUUUGAGACGUGCAUUCGAUACCUCGGCGGGCUUAUUGCGGCGUAUGACCUGAGCGGGCAUGAGGUGCUGCUACAGAAGGCUGUGGAGGUCGGCGAUCUGCUUUAUGCUGGUUUCAACACGGAGAAUGGGAUGCCUGUGGACUUCAUCAACUUCGAGAGCGCGAAAGAGGGGACGGGUCUGCGAGUGGAGACUCAGGUUGUCAGCGCGAGUCCAGGGACCAUUACACUGGAGUUCAGCAGGCUGAGCCAGCUUACGGGCGACAACAAGUACUAUGCAGCGGUGUCGCAGGUCAUGGACUUGUUCUACCAAAACCAGAAUGCGACGAGGCUGCCGGGCAUGUGGCCGAUGAUGGUUUCGAUGAACAAGAAAGACGUGGUGUUUGGCUAUCAGUUUACUAUCGGUGGUAAUGCAGACUCGCUGUACGAGUAUCUGCCCAAGGCGCAUGCACUACUUGGUUCGUCAGAUCCCAGUUCAAAGAAGUACGAGAUCAUGUCUCGCUAUUUCAUGAACACAGCGAUGGAUAGCCUCUUCUUCCGGCCCAUGAUACCAGGGGAUGAUGACAUUCUGAUAUCUGGCAACUGCGAUGUCCUGCAGGACGGCCCACACCUUGAUCCAGAAAGCGAACACCUCUCUUGCUUCAUCGGCGGGCUAUAUGCAUUGGGCGGCCGACUAUUCAACAACGAUGAGUACUUGAAUGUGGGAGCCAAGCUGGCUCGUGGAUGUGCGUACGCAUACAAGUCUUUCCCUACAGGCAUCAUGCCAGAACGCUACAAUAUGGCUCUCUGUCCUGGCGAGAACCACAGACAGGGUUGCAUUUGGGACGAAGCUGCCUUCGCCGCGGAGGCUGCAAAUCGCCCGCAGUACAAAACAGACCUCCCCAAGGGCUUCACUACCGCCAAAGAUCCUCGGUACAUCCUCCGACCCGAGGCUAUAGAGUCCAUCUUUAUCCUCUGGCGUAUCACCGGCGAUCCGUCGUUCCGCGCGACAGCGUGGGAGAUGUUCCAGGCGGUGGCAAAGGCGACAGAUACCGCGUACGCGAACGCUGCGAUCACGGACGUGAAUGCAUCUGGUGGAGGCGAAAAGGAGGACUAUAUGGAGAGCUUUUGGAUGGCGGAGACGCUCAAGUACUUCUACUUGUGUUUUGCGGAUACGGAUCUCAUUAGCUUGGAUGAGUUUGUGCUGAACACAGAGGCACAUCCAUUUCGCUUGUCGAGGGCGUAGUAUGGCACUGGACCGAAGGCAUGGGCAGGCGUUGGCGGCUCCUGACUCAUAUACAACACAGAUUUUAACAUGUCCUACAAGAUCCUCUGCAUGGUCUCCUGCAUCGAUCAUGCCGGACAAUGCAGCCCCCUCCGCUGACCCACUUGU